UACUCCUCCUCUCCUCUACAGAAGAAUGUGCCUCAGGGAUUCAACAUGAGAGGGAAAAUUUGGACUAAAGAGGGAUUCUUUGCUGCGGUCAUCUUCCUCACCAUCUUCAUCAUCAUCAUCACCUGUUUGAUGGUCCUCUACCGUCGAAAGGAGAAGGUUGAAUAUUCUGACAGGCAGACCAAAGAGCAGUCCGUGUUCCCCAGCCGCGACCUUCACCUGACCCCUGUCACCGUCCCACCCCCGGUCCCGCUGCACGCCGUCGGAGCCCAGACCCAGCCCCAGGUCCCCUUCUCUAGCAGCAUGGUCCAAGCAGAGCCAGCACCGCCUUCUACACCCACAUCCAUACCUCCACCCAGAGCCUGCCGUCCUCCACCCACCACCCCUGUCCCCAUCCCUGUCUCCAGCUCCAGCUGUGGUCCUCCGCAGCUCCCCCCUGCCCACCAGAAACCCUGCCUGUCAGCCAGCCCCUCUCCCUUCAGGAUGAAGCCUGCCGCGUGUCUCCAGGAGAGGAGAGGCUCCAACGUCUCCCUGGUGCUGGACAUGUCCUCCCUGGCCUCGGUGGAGCCCCUGAACUGUGGGGUGGUGACCCCCAGAGAGAGGGCCACUCAGGACUACCUGCAGUCAGCCAGCCGGACCCUGUCCAGACAGCAGCUACGAGACGUGGUGCUCAACACACAGACGCUGCACGCAGAGUUCGCUGAAAUCCCAAUGAACUUUGUGGAUCCAAAGGUGAUGGACAUUUCCAGUCAUGGAACCAAAAACAGAUACAAGACAAUACUGCCAAAUCCACAUUCCAGAGUGAUCCUGAGGACCAAGAGCUCCUUCGACCCUCUCAGCAGCUACAUCAACGCCAACUACAUUAGGGGUUACCUAGGCGAUGAGAAGGCCUACAUCGCCACCCAGGGUCCCAUGAUCAACACAGUGAAUGAUUUCUGGCAGAUGGCCUGGCAGGAAGACUGUCCUGUCAUCAUCAUGAUCACCAAGCUCAGGGAAAAGAAUGAGAAAUGUGUUCUGUACUGGCCAGAGAGGCGUGGUAUCUAUGGCAAGGUUGAGGUGCUCAUUAACAACGUGACAGAGUGUGACAACUACACCUGUCGGACCCUCAACCUGAAGCAAGGGGCCCAGAGUCGUGUGGUGAAGCACUACUGGUACACAUCGUGGCCGGACCAUAAGACCCCAGACAGCGCCCAGCCCCUGCUCCAGCUGAUGAGAGACGUGGAGGAGGACAGGACUGGCUCCCCAUCGCAGGGACCCGUCAUCGUACACUGUAGCGCAGGGAUUGGCCGAACGGGCUGCUUCAUCGCCACGACAAUAGGCUGUCGUCAGUUGGAGAUGGAGGGAGUGGUGGAUGUGCUGGGGAUUGUGUGUCAGCUCAGAGCGGACAGAGGAGGUCUGAUCCAGACAGGGGAGCAGUACGAGUUUGUCCACCACGCCUUGAGCCUCUUCGAGACCCGCCUCUCCGCCGACACCGGCCAAUGAACAGAGGCCAGGAAGUUUUCGUUAAAACGUGCCAGGUUUUUCCAGGAAGUGGAAUUUAAUUCCCCCUAGCGGGAAGGACCUAUCUUACCUGGUGACUGUGAGGUCAUGUGACUAAUGAGGAAGUGGAUGUUCGGGUGACGAUUGGAUGGUAGAUGUCCUUGUGGGCUUUGUCUUUGUGGACAUGUAUGGACAGCCUGGACUGCUAUUGGCUGAUUGAUUGAGUCUCCUUACAGAGAGAGAGAUGGAGGUAUGGACAGGUGAUUAUGUCUCUGAAUGUAAUGUAUCCUUUCUUCUCUUCCUCUCUUUCCUCCUCCUCCUCUUCUUCUACUACUUCCUGUCAUUCGUGAGCAGCUCUGCUUCUGAAAACGUUGUUGUGAGCAACCUGCCUCUGUCCAAUCAAACUCUCUGAUACUGCAGCUCUGUCCAAUCAGAUUGCCUGAUAUUGAUUCUGUAGUAUACCUACACUCUGACCUCUUACUACUAUGUGCUACAGUAGAUGGGUAGGUAGUCUGUGGUCCUUGAAUCGUCCAUGGUGUUUCUAUUAAAAAGCUAAAGGUACGUUGUCGAAACGAA
Oncorhynchus kisutch (coho salmon) is the source of this 2052-nucleotide messenger RNA. RefSeq names its product receptor-type tyrosine-protein phosphatase R-like. Lineage: Eukaryota; Metazoa; Chordata; Actinopteri; Salmoniformes; Salmonidae. Gene Ontology annotation, cellular component: cell junction; cytosol; plasma membrane. The record is from RefSeq and is a predicted model, not a curated record. Gene Ontology annotation, molecular function: protein tyrosine phosphatase activity; protein kinase binding. Gene Ontology annotation, biological process: protein dephosphorylation; signal transduction.